CAGCCUCUCUGUUCUGUGUUUUCAUUUUGUUGAUCAUCAUUUGUUUGAAUGACCUCUUUGUGAAGAGCUUCAUUCACGUUGAAAUUUGGCCAUACUAGAAUACUUUAGUCGCUGUAUCUCUUCAGAUGUGUGGCUUCAGAUGGUCCUCAGACCGCCUGCUUUGUCACUCUCCAAGCUUUGCCAGAAUCACCGGGGUCGUCUCCACCUCUCAGCGGAAGCACAGCGGCGUUCAAAGGCCCCGGUCUUCUCUGUCAUCUGGCUCCAGCACCACACAGAGUAUUGUUUCAGCAUGUGCAGCAGCUCGAGAAGGAGCAGAGUUCAUUUGUGUAGUUGCUUAUUGUUCUUUCAUCGGAGUUCUGAAGAAGAUCUCUGUGCUAGGGCCAGACUUCGAACGCGUCUCAUCCUGUGUCGGAGAAGAGGUUGAGACGGUGACACAGCAUCUGCUUUAUUUGCCUUAAAAUGGAAAGGAAACACAACAGAGGAGAACAGAUUGACAGAGUCCUGUGCAGGGAAUCAUUAUCUUUAGCUGAUAUGUUGAUUUACACACUUUUUAAACUGCGUAUGAAGGUGAAGAGUAUCCUGCUAUCAUUGAGUCAGGAUGUUUAUCACCAAGACGCUGCUGUUCCUGCUCGUCGCUGCUUCAUCUCCACACAAAACGGACCUGAGCAGCAGCAAGUGUCCAUGCGGUGCCAUGGCUGGAUUCAAGGCUUCCAGGAGCUGUGAAAGGUUUGAGUCUCACCCUGGCUGCACCUCCUCCUGGUCCACAGGUACAGUAUAGAGAUGGCCUCAACUACUGACUCAGGUACGUAUUAAAAUGUGUGAGACUCCCACAGACACAUUAGGCCAUAUUCAAAAGCUAAUUAGAGGAUAAAAAGAUAAACUACUAAAACUGUGAUGUCCCUAAAGUAAAAACAAAAUUAAUACACACUGCCAUGUUAAGCAAAUAUAUCAGUAUCUUGGGACUUAACCUUUUGCUUACUCAACUUUCUAAGGUAUAUUCUGUCAUGACUUUUGACACUUGUGUAGUUGUCUAAUUGUAAAAAGAACUUGCAGUGUUGGUCACAAAUGCACCAGCAUCAACUAUCUCAACAACAAAAGCAGCUACACAAGUCAGUCAUGGUUGUGGUAGGAGUACUCAGGCCCUUUUAAGUUAUCAGAGCAACAGUAUAUUUUAUUAGGUAGUCAUAUGUUUUGUAUUAUCUUAAUCUGCAAAUUAACCAGUAACUAUAUAAAAUGUAAACUUGCCUUCCACCACUGGUUAUAGGUGAAUAUCAAUAAGUAGCAUCAUCAUAAAUCUUAUAGACAUAAAAAACUAAAUACUCUGCUUGAGUAACUGACACAUUAACUUCUGCAAAAUGAUGUUCAGUUAUAAAGAAAAUAGGACUUAAUGUUCCAAACAUGCCAAAACUGCAUCAGCAAACAGGAAGAAAUUUAAGAUGGCGAAUUGAAUGUUUGUUAAAAGAAAUUGGGCUUCAAGUUGUCAUCUGUUUUUACGUUAAAGCUUUCUGGGCAGAAAAGUUUUUGAUCUGUAAUCUCGCACUCAGUGAAAACAAACAGUCAUAAAUGGUUAUGAUGGGUGUUAAUCAGGGGACAAUUAAUUUCUUCAUACAGUGGGUCGUAAUCAGUCAUACAUCAGAUGUGUGAACUUUGCCACAGAUUCACAGUUUUGUUAAUACAAACAGUGAGUGUAAUCUGUUUGAUGAGAGAUGUUAGGAUGCUUAUGUAAACAAUAAGGGUGUGUUCAGUGAAUAUAACGGUGCCUGCAGCUCACUAGAAGCCUUCAAAUGUCUUCAGUUUGAUAAAUAUUAGGCCUUAAAAGUCAUCAAACAGAAUUAAACUUGAAUUUGUGAGGUUCAAGUGCUACAAACAUUUUAUCUUAUCACCUUAAUCAACCUUUUAAUUUCUUGUAGUCACAAUGAGUUAAGCUCUUCUGUGUGAAAGUCACAAUUUCUGAUGUCUUAAAGCUUUAAACCUACCACUGGACCCAAUGCUGUCCUUCUACUUCAUACCUGCAAUCAAAAUGUACAUUAACCUAACUCACUACUACUUACCUGCAAUGCCUAAAUAAUAAAAAGAUGAUUUUUCCAAAAAUCUCUUAAAUUUGGCGAAAAAAAUUCUAAAAACGACCUUAAAAAAGUAUUAAACUUAAGUGAGGGUUACACAGUAAACGUGCAUUACCCUGCCUAAAGCUAAAAACUAGAAACAGGAGAGCUGAAACUUGAGUCAGGGUAAGAUAAUGAUUAGUUAAUCGAUGACAUGCUGACUGAACCAUAGGAGUUAAUGAGGUUAUACUUAACUUUUACUCAAUACCUGUUUGCUGAACGAUGUUUUGCAACACAGUCGGCACCUACUUCACAGUUCUUAGUUCGUCCCCUGAUUUUAUCUUCCAGUGGUAACAAGCUGAAGGACUUUCUUCCUGUUUCCUGUUUUAGAAAAGAACUCUACAUGUGAUUUUGACAGAUGGCUCUCAGUGAACUGAAUGAGUUUCUAAAAAAAGGCACCUGUAAACAGCCUGUGCUGUAUUUAUUGUAUAGCUGUGAGCUGUAGAGUCAAAAUUAGGUACACUUUCUAUCAUUUAAGCACUUUUUAUAAAAAGAAUCUACUGAUCGUGUAUAAAGUGUCCUUAAGAAAAUUCACAAGAAAUGUUCUGUGCAGUGGUGGAAAGUACAUUUACUCAAGUACUGUACUUUAGUACGAUUUGUAGGUACUCGUACUUUACUAGCAUAUUUCCAUUUUAUGCAACAUACUUUUAUACUUAUACUCAACUAAAUCUCAGAGGUAAAUGUACUUUGUGUGCACUACGACAGGAUAUGUUACUAGUUACAUUUCAGAUUCAGAUUGAUACUACAAAAUAGGCUAAGAUAAGACUUGGAAUAAAAUUCACAAACUCCUCAGCAGUGUUGAAAACACUUAAAAUUAGCCACACCUUUACCAGCUGUAACAUUAAAGUGAAGUACAAAACAAAGGCAUCAACAAUUAUAAUCCAAUUAUAUUAAAUAGUAUUAUUAAUAUUACUCUGAAAUGGGCUAUUCUGCAUAACGGGAAAUACUGUACCUUUACUUAAACUUAUGAUUCAAUAAUCGGGGGCCCUUCUGUGUGGAGUUUGCAUGUACUCCAUGUGUCAGUGUGGGUUUUCUCAGGGUUCUCCAGCUUCCUCCCACAGUCCAAAGACAUGCAGGUUAACCGGUGACUCUAAAUUGACUCUAGUUGUCUGUCUCUAUUUGUCAGCCCUGUGAUAGUCUGGUGACCUGUCCAGGGUGUACCCCACCUCUUACCCAAUGUCAGCUGGAAUAGGCUCCAGCCCCCUGCGACUUUUAACAGGAUAAGCGGUUAUGCAAAAUGGAUAUAAUAUACAACAUAUAGUAUAAAAUAUAGUAUACAUUAUUCUGAAAUCAACCAAUGUGCACAAUGAGUACGCUGAUUUCUGGUACUUUAAGUACAUUUUGAUGCUAAUACUUUUGUACUAUUACUUGAGUCAAAUUUUGAAACAGGACUUUUACUUGAAAAUAGGUAAAUCUGCACUGUAGUAUUGCUACUUCACUUAAGUGAAAUAUCUGAAUCUUUCUUCUGCCACUUAUAGUAUGUGUGAUAUACAGCAGUGUUGUUUACCUGUAUGAAGGUUUAACCUCGAGAUCAUUAUGUGAUAAUGAAUGCAGUAUGUGCUGUAACUGUGUUUUUCUUUGCUUUCAUGACUUUUUUUGACUUAACAGUGUCCAAACAUUUUUUGAACACACCCCUCUUUGUCCAGUCUCUUGAAAAGCUCAUAUUAACCUGCAGUGUGACUGAAUGAGCUCUGAGCAGCUUCAGUGAACAAGUUGUUGCACAGUGAAGGAAUUCAUCAGACAAGAGAAACUGUACCUCGGAUUCCCCUGAUGAGAGGGAAGUCAGCCAGGCAGCAGCUGGAGGAGAGAGGCCUGUUCGAAGAGUACAGGAGGAAGUUUCUAUAUAACCCUGCGGCAAAGUUUGUCCCCAGGAACGAGCAGAGUGUGGUGCCCAUGACCUUUGACCCAGAUACAACAUACUAUGGAGAGAUCAGCAUCGGGACUCCACCUCAGGUCUUUAAAGUUCUCUUUGACACCGGCUCCUCCGACCUGUGGGUUCCCUCUGUCAGCUGCACCACCUCUGCUUGCGACAAACACGUGAAGUUCAGCAGUUCAGCAUCCUCCACGUUUCAGGCCGCCACAAACACCUUCUACAUCUCAUACAACAGUGGAUUUGCAGCAGGGAGCACUGGAUAUGACAUCAUACAUUUAAGCAACCUCUCCGUGGAGCAUCAGAUCUUCGGCCUCACUGACAAUGAAGCAGAGUUCCUGGGCUUUGUGCCCUGGGAUGGGAUUCUUGGUCUGGCCUUCCCUGGCCUGUCAGUUGAGGGAGGUACACCUUUACUUGACAACAUGUGGAGCCAGGGCAAAAUCCUCCAGAACAUGUUCUCCAUGUACCUGAGCAGCUCUGUAGAGGGCAGUAUGUUAUUUCUGGGUGGCACGGAUUCAUCGUAUUACACUGGCAGCUUAAAGUGGAUCCCUCUGUAUCAGGCCACUAACUACUGGAACAUCCAGAUACAAAGCAUCACCAUCAAUGGAAACACAGUUGCGUGCUCUGGCAGCUGUGCAGCAGUCGUGGACUCUGGUACUUCGUUCAUCAUCGGCCCCAGCAAAGAUAUCAACAACAUCAACGGCUGGUUGGGAGCCUUCGCAGAUCAGUACGGUGAUUUCACUGUGAGCUGCAGUAACACAGAGCUCAUGCAGGACAUUGUGUUCAACAUAAACGGCUACAGCUUCGCUCUCCCUCCGUCAGCCUACGUCAUAAAGUCUGCGUCUGGGUGCAGGACAGGGUUUGCUCCCGGCGAGUGGAUCCUGGGUGAGGUCUUCAUGCGACAGUUCUACACCGUCUUUGACAUCAACAACAACAGGGUGGGCUUCGCUCAGGCUGUGUGAAUACAGCCAGUUUAAAAUGAUAAUGAUAUGUCAGAGUCCCAAGUCUGUCAGCUAGAGAAAGUCACUGGUUAUAUAUUUCUAACCACAGUCCUGUAAAAGCAUUCAUAUUUAUGAAUGAAACUAAUAAAAUAUAACCUCUCGGAUCUUACAGUCAGCAUGUCUUUGUUGUAAAGGAAGAAUUCAGGGAUUCAAAUGCCUGAAAGUUACUCUAGAAUAUUCUGUUAUCAUCCCAAAUGUUUCACUCCAGUGUGGCUCUGUGUGUUGGUGGCCACUAGAUGGCAGAGGACUCAGUGAGCUGCACACACACAGCCACUUCACCAUUCAUGUGAUUCAUGUGAUUCUCCUGGGAGGGGCCUGAGGAGAGGAUGAGUCAUCUUACUUAGAAUUCAGUCUCUAAAACACAGAACCGGCCGCCAGUCAUUCAUUGUCAGCAGGCGCCGGCUUACAUUCAUGCCAUCUGUUUCUGUGAUGUUCAGUGAUCUGAGAUUUUCUUUAGGCUGCUGCUUUUGUUCUAAUUAUAAUCUGUGAUUUACGGGGAUGCGUCAUUCAGCUCUUUCCCAUAUUAACACGUGCAACAACACACAGAUCAUUAACCCUCUCAUGCCUCCUAUGGACACUUUUAUUCAGGCAGUUUUUCCAUUUAAGAUUUGUCAUUUUAAACUCUGAAUGUGAUGCUGCAGUGCAUUGUCCAAAUGGUUUCGUCUGUUA
Epinephelus moara (kelp grouper) is the source of this 5642-nucleotide messenger RNA. Its product is annotated as pepsin A-like. NCBI's taxonomy places the organism in Eukaryota, Metazoa, Chordata, Actinopteri, Perciformes, Serranidae. The record is from RefSeq and is a predicted model, not a curated record. The transcript has 9 exons. Gene Ontology annotation, biological process: proteolysis. Gene Ontology annotation, molecular function: aspartic-type endopeptidase activity. The coding region runs from base 3873 to 4934 and encodes 353 amino acids.